CCCAGCCUUUCCUGGGUGGAUCACUAGGUAUCGCCGGCGUUAAUCUUGCCACGUGUCAGAAAUGUGUUAAGUGAAUCCAUUGCGUGGUCUCACGUAAUUCCCCUAACUCCAAACCCCAUGAUGAGCUUCUGCAGAACAACAGAAUUCAGAUUGUGGGGUUGACAGAACUUCAGAGUCUUGCAGUUGGGCCCCGAGUUUUCCAGUACGGAGUCAAAGUUGUAUUUCAGGCUGUGUACUUGCUGUGGAAGUUGAUGUGGAGGGAGCCAGGUGACUAUAUCUUUCUCCAGAACCCCCCAGGUCUGCCUAGCAUUGCUGUCUGCUGGUUCGUGGGCUGCCUUUGUGGAAGCAAGCUCGUCAUUGACUGGCACAACUAUGGCUACUCCAUCAUGGGUCUGGUGCAUGGCCCCAACCACCCCCUCGUUCUGCUGGCCAAGUGGUACGAGAGGUUCUUUGGGCGCCUGUCCCACCUGAACCUGUGCGUUACCAAUGCCAUGCGGGAAGACCUGGCGGAGAACUGGCGCAUCAGGGCUGUGACUGUCUACGACAAGCCGGCAUCUUUCUUUAAAGAGGCUCCUCUGGAUCUGCAGCACCGGCUCUUCAUGAAGCUGGGUGGCACGCACUCUCAGUUCAGGGCCCGCUUAGAACCGGAGGACCCAGCCACGGAGCGGUCGGCCUUCACGGAGCGGUAUGCUGGGAGCGGGCUGGUGACGCGUCUCCGCGAGCGGCCAGCCCUGCUGGUCAGCAGCACGAGCUGGACAGAGGACGAAGACUUCUCCAUCCUGCUGGCAGCUUUAGAAAAGUUUGAACAACUGAUUCUUGAUGGACACAACCUUCCUUCUGUCGUCUGUGUGAUAACAGGCAAAGGGCCUCUGAGGGAGUAUUACAGCCGCCUCAUCCAGCAGAAGUGUUUCCAGCACGUCCAGGUCUGCACACCCUGGCUAGAGGCCGAGGACUACCCCUUGCUUCUAGGGUCGGCAGACCUGGGUGUCUGUCUGCACACGUCCUCCAGUGGCCUGGACCUGCCCAUGAAGGUGGUGGACAUGUUUGGGUGCUGUUUGCCUGUGUGUGCCGUGAACUUCAAGUGUUUACAUGAGCUGGUGAAACAUGAAGAAAACGGCCUAGUCUUUGAGGACUCGGAGGAACUGGCAGCUCAGCUGCAGAUGCUUUUCUCAAACUUUCCCGAUCCUGCGGGCAAGCUAAACCAGUUCCGGAAGAACCUGCGGGAGUCGGAGCAGCUCCGAUGGGAUGAGAGCUGGGUGCAGACUGUGCUCCCUUUGGUUAUGGACACAUGACUGCUGGGCCAGAGGCUAAAACCCCAGGACCCCUGCUGCCCUCCCUACAGCUUCUUGGGAGUCUCAGGGCACACCCUUUCAAGCAGCGCCUCCCAGUGGCCAGUAACUGAAAUGACGGCAGUGGUGCCGCCUGGGGAAUGAAUUGGUUGGGACCCCGGAAGCUGUGGUUGGCCCUGAUUUCUUCUUUGGAGGCUCAGAAACAUUUCCUCUCUUCUGCUCUUCACGCCCCAUGCCCCUGCUAGCAUAUUACUGUCCUGUGACUUCCCCAUGACCUCUGCAGGACUCCUCAUCCUGUGUGUGGUCUCCAGGUGUCGCCUUUCUGCCGUGUUCCUAACAUUUUGAUUCCUGUCUUGAAAAAAAGCACCUGCUGCAUCGUAAGCCCAGGUAUGUGGCAGCUGCAGCGGGCUUGGCUUUCUGAGGAACCAAGUGUGUCCACGUUGGGGGAACAGCAUACUUGAUACACACGUUUUUAUUUGCGCAAAGAAAAUGCUAUUUUUGGAGCCAGAAUUUUCAUGUCUGAUUUAUGGUGAUUUUCUUAAGAACUAGAACUGCUGGCAGAAAGGGGGCACCCCCACGCUUAGACAGCCGAUGUCUUAUUAGAGGGCAGUUUGUGGUUCCUGGUUUGGAAUUUAACAUUCUUCAAACAUUCCAGUCCCAUGAAAGUUUUAUCCGCUUUCCCAUGUAAAAAUUCUUCCCAUGAUAGCGACUUGAUUCUCACAGUCACAUUGGAAGGCGUGUGUGAGGCCUACAUUGUGAGGUUCAGAAUUGCCAUUUCCAAGUGCUCUUCGUAGGGAAACAGUUUCUGGUCAUGACGAGGUUCGGCUUCCCACGUGAUCCCAGCCCGGCCUGCAAACAGAGCACGUGUUUCAGGAUGGCGGUGUUUGGGGACAUUAGCUUAUUGUGUGGGGCUGCUAGGACAGGCCUGGCAGGGCGGGGGGGUGUCCAAGUCAGUUCCCUUGGUUCACAGGUUCCCAGGCCCACCCAGGUACCUAGAAUUGGCCUCCAGGAUGGGACCAGAAAUCUGGUUUUGCAUAGAAGUGGCUAGCAGCAGGCACCGUGCCACUCUCCACACUCUGCCCGUGUCUGCCCCAGUGCUUGGCACAGCGGGACAGAAGCAGAGAUCUGAACCCACAUCUACCUGGCUGCUCAGUCAAUCCACUCUUCACAAAGCUUAGAAAGCGGCUGGGCACAGUGGCUCACGCCUGUAAUCCCAACACUUUGGAAGGCCGAGGCAGGCGGAUCACUUGAGGUCAGGAGUUCGAGACCAGCCUGGCCAACAUGGUGAAACCCCAUCUACAAAAAUACAAAAAUCAGCCAGGUACGAUGGCGGGUGCCUGUAAUCCCAGCUACUCAGGAGGCUGAGGCGGGAGAAUCACUUGAACCCAGGAGGCAGAGGUUGCAGUGAGCCGAGAUUGUGCCACUGCACUCCAGCCUGAGUGACAGAGCGAGCCUCCAUCUCAAAAAAGCAAACAAACAAACAAACCCCCAAAACACAAAACCACACACACACAAUGCUUAGAAGGGGCUGGUGUUCUGAUAAGCACAGAUGCCUGAAGGGCCAUCAGCCAGACUGAUUUUGUUUUUUGUUUUUGAGAUACGAUCUUGUUCUGUCACCCAGGCCGGAGUGCAGUGGCACGGUCAUCGCUCACCGCAGCCUCGACUCCUGGGCUCUAGCAAUCCUCCCACCUCCCAAGUAGCUGGAUGACAGGUGCGUGCCGCCAGGCCAGUAGUUUUUUUAUUUUGUAGAGAUGGGGUCCUGAACGCAUGGCUGCAAGUGAUGCUCCUGCCUCAGCCUCUUUUAGUUUUUUGAGACGGAGUUUUACUCUGUUCCCCAGGCUGGAGUGCAGUGGCGCAAUCUCAGCUCACUGCAGCCUCCGCCUCCCGGGUUCAAGUGAUUCUCCUGCUUCAGCCUCCCGCGUAGCCGGGAUUACAGGCAUGCACCACCACGCCCGGCUAAUUUUUGUGUUUUUAGUAGAGAUGGGGUUUCACUGUGUUGGGCAGGCUGGUCUCGAACUCUUGACCUCAGGUGAUCCACCCACCUCGGCCUCCCAAAGCCUCAGCCUCUUACAGUGUUGGGAUUACAGGCGUGAGACGCUGUGACCCAGGAUGAUUUUCAUUUACAGUUUUUUGUUACGAGUGGAAAAUGUGUAUUUAUAAAAAUAAAGUAGCACAGACAUGAACGUGUAGAAGUCUCUAUCAUCCUGCCAUCCAAGGAUGUUAACGUGUAUAUCAGGGAUAUCCAAUCUUUUGGCCUCCCUGGGCCACACUGGAAGACGAAGAAUUGCCUUGGGCCACACAUGAAAUACACUAACGCUAGCAAUGGCUGAUGAACUAAAAGAAAAAAAAAAAAUCACAAAAAACCCUCAUACUGUUUUAAGAAAGUUUACAGAUUUGCGUUGGGCUGCAGGCUGGACAAACCUGCUAUAUAUAUAUUCUAGGUUUUGCCCUAUAGGUCUACUAAUGUGAAAAUGAUUAUCGUGAGAAAUGUUUUGUUGAGAUGAA
Piliocolobus tephrosceles (Ugandan red Colobus) is the source of this 3794-nucleotide messenger RNA. RefSeq names its product ALG1 chitobiosyldiphosphodolichol beta-mannosyltransferase (gene ALG1). Gene Ontology annotation, cellular component: endoplasmic reticulum. The record is from RefSeq and is a predicted model, not a curated record. Bases 252 to 1292 code for a protein of 346 amino acids. The transcript is spliced from 13 exons. Gene Ontology annotation, molecular function: mannosyltransferase activity. Lineage: Eukaryota; Metazoa; Chordata; Mammalia; Primates; Cercopithecidae.